UUGAAGCCAAAUUAACUCUGGGCGUUCCAUUAAACCUAAGCAAAAUAGUGCAAAAUCGGGCUUUAAAAAAAUAUUGAAAUAAAGCAUGUGUAAAUACGUGGAUGUGCCGAAAAGCUAUGUGUAAAUUACGGCGCGAAAUCGAAAAUUGAAAUUAGAGAAAAACAAUGCAGCAUGGAUCGUCUCGCAUUCCGAAACAGGAAGCUCUUCCGAAUGCCAUCUCCGGGCCCGAUUCGAGUAACUGGACUUCGUUGCACGAGGCGGUGGCCGCCGGGGAUGAUCGUCGGGUGGAAGGUCUCCUGUUCAGCAAUGCGGACCGCCUGGCGAAGGAAUCCCUGCAGGGGAACACCCCACUCCACGAAGCCGCCAGUCGGGGUUACAGUCGUUGCGUGAAACUGAUCUGCACACCCCCAACUCCACCCACUUCGUCGGGGGUGGGAAAAGCUGCCAAGGGGCAGAAGGACAAAGACAAGGACAAGGAUAAGAACAAGGGAAGGGCGAAGGUGGCCCACCAGACCAUCGAAGCCCUACACAAUAGCGCUUUGAGUAUAGCCAACAAUGAGGGGUUGUCGGCCCUGCAUUUAGCGGCCCAAAACGGUCACAACCAGAGCUCCAGGGAACUUCUUUUGGCCGGAGCUGAUCCCGAUGUUCAAAAUAAUUAUGGGGAUACUCCGUUGCACACCGCGUGCAGAUAUGGACAUGCCGGAGUUACCCGCAUCCUGCUUUCCGCCCUUUGUGAUCCCAACAAAACAAAUUUAAACGGAGAUACCGCUUUGCACAUCACCUGUGCCAUGGGUCGCAGGAAGCUUACGAGGAUACUCCUGGAGGCAGAUGCUCGGCUGGGUAUUAAAAACGCCCAAGGCGAUUGCCCCAUGCAUAUAGCAAUCAGGAAGAACUACCGGGAGAUUAUAGAGAUCCUAAACACGCCUAAGAAAAUAAGAAAUCGCAAGGAGAAACCCAAGGAGGGUGGCAGCAGAUCCGAUAAGGAUAAAGAUCGAGAAAGAGACGUGGUGGACAAGGGUAUCAACUGGUCGCCCUAUGGCUGUCAUUACUUUCCCGAUCCUCGUGCCUUUCCCUCUCCGAAACUGGAAACUCUGCCCAAGGAGCCGCUGAAGCCGGGCGAGCAGUACUUCCUGGACUUGGCAGGACACAUCCACAAGGGUCCUGUCAGCGUGGGCAAUACCUGCUACUGCGGUCCCUUCUUCCGGCAUAUUGAGAACAAACUGAACUGCAAUCGCAAGAGCUUAAAGAAGUACGUACACAAAACCAAGGAACGAUUGGGUCACAAAGUUCAGGCUUUGGCCAUAAAAACCAACGAUCAGAUUGAACAGCUUACGAGGACGAUGAUCGAAGACAGAUUAAGAUGUGAGAGCAAGAGGCAGCAUCUCAGUGAGUUUCUGAAAAGAGGUGAACCAAUGCGAUCGACCUUCGAUCAGCAGAACAAGAACUCAAGGAUCGAAAGGACACUGUCCAGGUGUCGAAGUCUUGAGCUAUUGGAAAACAACCAUGAAGGUGGCAGGCUUACCAAUUCUCGAAGUGUGGAUGUACUUGAAGAUCAGGCAGUGGAAGCUAUAGUACACCGAUCAGCGGAGGUGCACAUGGAGAGCGAAAGCGAUGAUGAUUCAAAUGCCGCUCGAGAAGAAGAGGAGGAAGUUGACGAGGAUGAGGAGAUUCCAGAGAAUCAAGAGCCAGAGGAGGAAGUUCCACAAAUAGAGCACUCAAAGCUUGAUGAACUAAAGCUAGAUUUCCUUAAAGUAUCCGAAAGAUUGGGAGUCCUCCUGGAGAAGACCACCUUGAUCAUGGAAAGGGACAGUGAACAGGAGAGCAAGCACCAGCUAUCGUCCUUAUCGCCACCCUAUAAACCCCAUCCGAGAGCCGAGUCCGCCCAACUUCGCGAUGACAAAGAGAGUGUUAAUAGCCCCAAUUUCGAUGAGUACACCAAUGUGCUGCGACGCUACCCGAACUCCAGCGAGACCUCGAAUCCCUCACAGAACUCCAACAGCUGGGACUGGGAGGCUUCUCCCACGGGCAGUAAUCCGCAGCCAGACUACCACAAGUACUACCAGCGAAUUGGAAGGGGCGAGAACAUGCUGAACUCCGUGAUAAAGGCUCUGAGAAAAGAUGCCUCUUUUGCGGAUCUGGGAAAAGAGGAGGCGGCUGUCAAUGAAACUGCUGACAGGAUGGGAGGCGAUAAGUUGCUCUACAAGGAGCAAGCCUGCGAGGCGGCUGGCAUCUCUAAUCUGAUGAAGCGACAGCCUUUGUGCUUGGAGGACAACUACCCCGUUAUGUCGAAUCUUUUCUACUCCAAUCCCAUCAUGGAGUAUGCCGAGGAAUCGGAAGUAAGGCAAAAUGGCAAUGAUAACGUGAACAAGGUGGAGAUUCGGAACAGCGAGAUCAAGUGUUUGAAGAAGCCGAAUGCUGGUCAGGUUCGAGACAUGGUGGCCCAGUUGCAAAAUACCAUCGAUACCAAUCGACAGGAUUCCCAAACAGCCAACGUGAUUGCGGCAAGAUCACAAUCCCGCUUAAACAACAAUUUCCAGCACGUUGAGGCCACCUCCUCGAAUCCCUCCCCCACAUAUAGUAUCCCGCACAGGAACACUGCCCAGUUCGGUCUGCCUGAAAGACAAAUACCCAAAGAUGCCUACUUCCAUGAGCUGCCCCACCGUCCACCGAUCCAGCAAAAUCCGCAGAGAAGGAUCCACUCCGGCUACGUACCAAAUGCAAAUUUCUAUCGCAACGAAGAACUAUACGUGGAGAGGAUUCCACAACCAAAUGUUCCGCUGAGGCAAGGGGAUUACAUGGGUGCGGUGACCUAUCGACCUCUUCAGUCGCCCACUUUCCAGGCCAUUGUUCCGCCCCAUCCAAAUCCACGUCCAAGGAAUUGGCCGCAUACCAACCUUCCACCCAACGAUAUUGAUCUUGACGAGGUAUCAGCCGUUGGUCUCUACAAUAAUGUCUCGAGUCUAGUUUGAUAUUGGUCCCGAAUGUUCCCAUUGUACAUAGUUAUUCCUAACGUAUUUAUCUUAAACCUAAUCAAGUUCUAAACUAAAGCAAAAGUUAACUUAUUUCCAAUUGAUGAAUUUAAUCUAGAGGGUUUCAAAGAAAUAUACAAAUACAAUACAAUGUUUUACGAAAAA
Messenger RNA from Drosophila ficusphila, 3134 nucleotides. RefSeq lists its product as uncharacterized. Lineage: Eukaryota; Metazoa; Arthropoda; Insecta; Diptera; Drosophilidae. Bases 165 to 2969 code for a protein of 934 amino acids. The transcript is spliced from 4 exons. Gene Ontology annotation, molecular function: protein binding. The record is from RefSeq and is a predicted model, not a curated record.